AUGUUACCAUCAUUGAUCACAAUCGUGGCCAAUAUUGUAUGUGUUUUACGUAUUCUUAAUGUCAAAAUUCGUAGUAGUCUAUGUUUAUUACCAAGUCGUCGACGUAUUGAUGAGACACGACGUAUUCUGACAAUAAUUACAAUUGAAUGUAUUGUAGCCAUAAUAAACUGUUGGUUUAUCGAUGUUUUAUUAAGUUUUAUAUAUUGUAAAAGAAAUUUAUUUAUUGGAUUUGAUUGUCCAUUAUUAGUGAGAAAAUAUUAUGAUUUAGUUAUUAUAUUAGAUUUUUUAAAUUCUACAACAAAUAUUCUGUUAUAUUGUCUACUUAGUCAAACAUUUCGAAAAGAAUUAUUUCAAAUGUUACGUACAUUAUUUCAAUGUGGUUGUCGAAUUAAACAAGAUUUAUUUGUCAAAGAAAAACAAAAUUUAAGAUGUGAAUAUCAUUUUCGUACGAAAAGACGAAAAUUAAUUAAGAAAACAAUAAAAAAGAAAUCAAAUGAGACAGUCUCAUUUUCAAAACAGUAUUAUAUUGAAUUUAAAACCAAAACAAGUUGUUAA
This is a messenger RNA of Didymodactylos carnosus, 555 nucleotides long. The record is from the annotation of a GenBank genome assembly. NCBI's taxonomy places the organism in Eukaryota, Metazoa, Rotifera, Eurotatoria, Philodinida, Philodinidae.